Papaver somniferum (opium poppy) is the source of this 3348-nucleotide messenger RNA. RefSeq lists its product as uncharacterized. Lineage: Eukaryota; Viridiplantae; Streptophyta; Magnoliopsida; Ranunculales; Papaveraceae. The record is from RefSeq and is a predicted model, not a curated record. Gene Ontology annotation, biological process: regulation of DNA-templated transcription; chloroplast organization. The coding region runs from base 1119 to 2339 and encodes 406 amino acids. Gene Ontology annotation, cellular component: chloroplast. Gene Ontology annotation, molecular function: double-stranded DNA binding. The transcript has 2 exons.
UUAAAGAAAACACUCCUAUAAGUUCACUUUCAGUAAUGGUGGACAAGUCAUUUUUCAAACAGUAUGAGCUAAAGGUUUCUGAACUAAUGGAGGUAUUCCAAGGUCAGCUGUAUUGCCAAGACCUAUUGCUGAACUCAAGGAUUUGAUGAGCCGAAUAUGCAAUGCUUGUUAUGGAUUUCUGACUAGAAGCAGUGAUGAUGAUUUCUUAACUGCUGUAUCCGGAGGGUUGGGACUGCCACCAGUUAUAUAGCCGAAAUAUUUGCAGUAUUUUGGGAUGAGCAAUAGCAGUUAGAAAUUAGUCCACCCAAGUGCGCUUUCGUUCUGAUUUUAAAACGGUGCUUAAUGCUUUCGCAAUAAUGUGCCCUUGUCUCCUGCUGCUGGAUAGAAUAGGAUUUGUGAUCGGCUGAUAGCUUGACUGAUACAAUAAACUUGAGUGUUUGUGCCACUCAAGGACGGAAUCCUUUAUGGUUAGUAAAUAAUUCGUGGGACUAAUCUAGCGAAUCAAGUCGUUGUAGUAUAAUGGUUGGGUUCGAUCCCCGGCAACGGCGCCUUUUUUUAUUUUCAUUUUUUUGUUGCCUGCAAAGCUAUGGGUGUCCGUUCCCCAGUUCCCCUCAUUACAAGCAGACUUAAACUCUAUGUUUUGAAACAUGAAGUAUUACACCUUGGCAAAGCAAGUACGAACCCUGAAAUUAAACACAAAGGCUGCUGAUUCUCUAGCUAUACCUUAUUAUCUUUUUACUUAUAGCCGGCCAUUGUCAUACCUUUAGAGGAUACGGAAGUGGUAGAUUGAUUAGCUCCAUGGCACAAGCUAUUAGCCCACUGUUGCAAAUCAAAAUUUCAAAAAGACGAAGUUAAAACUCCGUAACUUUAACAUUAAGUUGAAUUUUGAGGUUUUACCUCUUUCGAUUCUAGGGAUAUCGAUAUUGGCUGGCAAUUUCAUUGUACCAAAAGACACACCAUCCUCCACCCUUGACUCAAUUUACUAGAUGGAGUACUAAAAUUGCCAUGGGGUGGAAAUAUCACUUUCAGACAUUUUUUACCUCGUUUAGGUUUCUUUUUUUCAUUUCUCUUCCCCUGCUGCUCCAAACCAAUCUUCCUUCUUCUUAUUCUGGGGUGCAAUGUUUCGAUCCUUGUUGUGUAAAUCAGGGGCAGCUGCCAUCAUCCGUGGAGAAUCUUCAUCUUCAUCAUCAUUACCAGCUAAGUAUUUUCUCUUUACAGCAUCUCAAAAUCAAAAUGUUGUUGUAAUUUCAAAAUCUAGGAUUGUUACUUCCCUCUUCUAUUCCUUCUCUACUUCUUCCGAUUCUGAUUCUGAUACUUCAUUUGUGGUUUCUUAUUUGAUUAAUUCAUGUGGAUUAACACAAGAUAGAGCUAUUUCUGCUUCUAAAAAAAUCAAAUUCAAAACCACUUCUAAUCCUGAUUCAGUCUUAACUUUACUCAGAGCUCACGGAUUCACUGAACUUCAAAUUUCUAAAAUAAUCCCAAGUUUCCCAGCCAUCCUAUUAUAUAAUCCUCAUAAAACCCUUAAACCCAAAUUAGAGUUUUUCGAAUCCAAAGGGCUUUAUGGACUUGAUCUUGCCAACUUCAUCUCUGGUGACCCAUUGAUCUUAUCUCGGAGUCUUAGUGAAGCACUAAUCCCUUCCUUUGAUAUCCUUAAAAGCAUUGUUCAGUCUGACCAAAAUGUCAUUAAAAUGAUCAAGCGAAAUGCUCGGAUUAUCACUACAGUUAAAAGAGUGAUGGUCAACCUAGAGCUUUUGAGAAAUGAAGGCGUCCCUGAAUCUAAGAUUUCUAGGUAUAUAAUCGACAAACCAAGAGCAUAUACUGGAGAUGCGGAUAGUUUUAAAGAGAUUGUAGAGAAGGUUAAAGACAUGGGUUUUAAUCGUUUACAAGGCACAUUUCUCAGAGCCAUACAGGGAUUGACAUCAAUGAGUGAAGUCAAUUGGAGAAAAAAAGAGGAUGUUUACAAGACAUGGGGUUGGUCUGAGGAUCACAUUCAAACAGCAUUUAGGAAAAAUCCUCAAUGUAUGACAGUCUCUGAGAAGAAAAUUAUGGCGGUUAUGAAUUUUCUUGUGAAUGAAAUGGGUUACGAGUCUUUGAGUAUUGCGGAGCGCCCAACAGUUAUUUGUUGUAGUAUGAAAGAGAGGAUUAUCCCAAGGUGUUCUGUUAUCAGGAUUUUAGUCUCCAGAGGUCUGAUCAAGGAAAAGAUUGCUAUAAGCACAAUUUCUAAAAUGUUAGACAAGUCGUUUUUGGAGAAGUAUGUAAUAAAGUAUGAGCAAGAAGUUCCUGAACUCAUGAAGGUAUUCCAAGGUCAGUUAAAUUACCAACAGCUGCUUCAGAACUGAAGGAUUAUAUGAAACGAAUGCGUAGUAACGGUGCGUAAAUUGUCAUUCACAUAUUUACAGCGUAUACAGUACCUUUUGGUUUAUACAUGUUUCAUUAUUUCCGCAAUAAAAACUGCGUCACCUCUUAAGCAUGAACAGCAUGAAGAAUAUAAGAUAUUGCCAUGUUAACUGGUGUGUAGGAUUCAUGAAUUUCAAUUGCGAAAACCGGACGGUGUAUACUUCGGGGAGUGUAUGCCUUGACAGAGAGAAAGGGUGCAUAGAUUGGUUCUGUGUAAUGUGUGGUAACAUGGUAAGAUAGAAAAUGAGAUAAAUGAAAGCUUCACAAAGAGUUGUGGUAUGCUCCAUUAUGAUAUUUCUUUCAUUAACAGUUUACGGUCCUGCUCUAUUGUCCGCCAACCACUGAAUGGCUUUUGCUCAAUAAGCUUUCGUACUACGACUAGCUAUUGGCAGUCAGUCAGGAGUUCCACCUCGUGCAGCAUCUAUAUAGUUGUCAUUGCUUCUAUAGGUUAACUGGGCUCUUCAUCGAUGACAGGCUUUUGCAAGAGCUGCCAAGGCAGACAAAGCACAACUCUGAUGAUCAUAUUGUCUGCUUUAUUGUUUUUGUCGGUUUUUUUUGAUUCUGUUGCCUUUUGACAGUGUGGGUCUUCCCCACUUAAGAAGAGAAAGUUGAGGUUUCUGAGGCCACUAAACGUUGGGAGUUUGAGUUUUGCUGAAACUUGGGUUUGGAUAUAAGAAAGCAUGUCUCAGAGAUGAAGCACUGCCAGCUCCCAGGUAUUGACGCUACUAUAGUACUAUGUAAUCUACACCACACUACUGUUGUUUUUCUGUUGGCUCUUUUGGUAGACAGAGCUUGGCUGUGACCUUGGCUUGUAUAUGCACUGUAUGUGUGUUUUUAUUGUAUUCUUCUUUUUUUUUUUUUUUUUUUUUUUUUGCUUGUUGGCUCUUUUGGUAGCAGUCUGCUGUUUUUGCCAACUGCUUUUGGUAUGCAAAUCGAAUCCUACAUUCUAUU